UCGGCCCCCACGAUGACGUUACGGGCAGCCUCCAACACCCGGACCACCUCCAGGUAGCAUCCCGGGAGACCCCACACGGCAGCAGCACCUUCGAGAGUUACUCCAGAGGCCCUGGAGUGACAGUGGCGGAGUUCAUCAAACAGGAAUACCACAACCCAUGACGUCUCCGACGGGACUUUCUGGCGAAUUUCGUCCACCUCUGCCACCAAUUGUACAGGGUCAAGCUACCCGUAUGAGGCCCAGUAUGGCUCCAGGUCAGCCAAGCAUGAUGACACAUCCUGUCUCACCCCAAGUUGGUCAAAUAGAUCCAAGGGUUAGAAUAAUGCUCCACCAACGAAGUAUGCAACAACAGCAACCUCAGCGACAAGCUAUUGUUGGUGGUCGUAACCCUUAGAUCCCUUUAACCACCUUGUGCAGCAGCGGCACCCCAGCAGUACAUCAGUGCUGCUGGUCCUGGAAUACGUCCGGGUGUAACUAAUGUGGUCAGAGGUCCUCCAGCAACUGUUAUGGUGAGCCAAGGUUUGGGUUCUCCCCAUUUACCUCCCGGUAAUGCUGUCCGAGUUCCUGUCGUGUCUCCCACCCAUCAUCCACAGCCACUGACACACCCUUCAGCUUCUCAUCCUCAACAACAUCAUCCUUCAACUUUAUCUCAGCCACCAAAUCCACAGCAGUCUCAUCCACAACAAAAUCAUCCACCACAGCCUCUCCCUCAGCAGCCUCAUCCACAAAUACCACAUCCACAGCAAACACAUCCACAACAGCCGCAUCCUCAGCAACCACAUCCGCCAUUAGCUCACCCUCAAUCAACCCAGCCACCACAGCAGCAGCAGCAACAGCAGCAGCAGCAGCAGCAACAACAGCAGCAGCAACAACAACAACAGCAGUCAGAGUCCGAACUUCCCGAGGCAGUGACUCGAGAAUUGGAGCAGCUAGAGGAAGAACAACAGCAAAAACAGCAACAACAUCCACCACAACAGACCCCAACACCGCAGCCAACACCGUCUCAGACAACGACGUGUCAAGGAGACGACCUGGAGGAUCUUGCUCCUGGGGAUCUCACCAGCAUGGAAGAUGACGACCUAUUGGGUAUGGGAGGUGACUUCAAUGUCUCUUAGAGUUUGCUGAUGGUGAGGAUGGAGAAGAAGAUAAUGAAAGUUACCAUCCAACCUGUUUGAUGAUCUGAUGGUGAUGAGGAUGAGAGGCGGAGAAGAGAAAGAUACAGAGAGAUGGCAGGACCCCGAGGUCAACAGAGAGAUAGGAUUAUGGUGUCAGGUGAGAUACCCGUAGGUCCACCAUCCUCUGGUCCUCACUCCCACCAGCGACCUACCAUGGCACCUGGCCAAGGACCUGUGAACCCCCCUGUUAGUAAUGUGACCUUAGACGGUGGACCUCGAGCACAGCAGCCUCACCCAUCCUUCGC
This is a messenger RNA of Homarus americanus (American lobster), 1420 nucleotides long. Its product is annotated as activating signal cointegrator 1 complex subunit 2 homolog. The coding region runs from base 507 to 1115 and encodes 202 amino acids. The record is from RefSeq and is a predicted model, not a curated record. The transcript has 3 exons. Lineage: Eukaryota; Metazoa; Arthropoda; Malacostraca; Decapoda; Nephropidae.